AUGGCGACAGCUAGAAUGCAUGCGAUUCAUCCAAAUGGUUCUAGUGUCCCGUGUCGUGUAUUGUUAGAUAGUGCAUGCGAGGCACACCUUAUUACGCGCGCGGCGUGCAAUCGAAUCGGCGUCAAACGAAAUCCCGCCACAGCAGUUGUUACAGGGAUAAAUGAAAGCGAAACACCGAUACAACAAGUAUGCGAUAUCGUUUUACAAUCGAGCCAUUCUAAUUUUCGCAUCAAUGUACAUUGUCUUAUCGUUCCAAGGAUAACGAAAGACUUGCCAUCUGUUGAAAUACCUCGCGAAGCGUUGCAAGUUCCGUCGAAUUUAAUGUUAGCAGAUCGCGAAUUUGAUAAACCCGGUACUGUUGACAUCUUGCUAGGAGCCGAAUACUUUUACGAAUUGUUAGAAACGGGAAAAAUAGAGCUUGGCGUUGAUCGCCCGGUCGUACAGAACACGAAGCUUGGGUGGAUCGUUGCCGGACCUCUUGCAUUAUCAGCGAAUUCGUUUGCCACAGUCACCAAUAAUGUCGCGUCGCUUUGCUGUUUCGCACAACAGUGCGAAUCUCUCAAUAAAUCUCUCGAACGAUUUUGGGCAGUUGAACAAGGCGGUCCGGAAACGGCCACAAUCCGGUCCGAAACUGAGCGACGAUGCGAAGAAUUAUUCGAUAAAACUACUAAGCGCGAUGAUAACGGUCGAUUCAUAGUCCGUCUGCCGAUUGUCGAAGGCACGGAACCGUUAGGCGAGUCAAGGGAUAUCGCCGAGAAGCGAUUGAAACAAAUGGAACGUAGAUUCAGGAAUAACGUUUCAUUACACGAACAGUAUGCAAAUUUCAUGCGCGAAUAUGAAGAGUUAGGUCAUAUGUCGCAAGUUGUCGAUGAAGAACACAAGGUUAAUUCGUCAAUAGUAUAUUUGCCUCAUCACGGCGUUGUGAAAGAGGAUAGCACUACAACCAGAUUGCGCGUAGUUUUCGAUGCGUCGAGCAAGACAAGCUCCGGUAAAUCACUCAAUGAUAUACUGAUGGUCGGUCCGACUAUUCAGAAAUGUUUAUUCGAAAUAAUGAUUCGUUUUCGUAUGCACAAGAUUGCGUUGACCGGAGAUAUAAGACAAAUGUAUCGUCAGAUAGUCGUCGAGCCACAAGACCGCGAUUAUCAAAGAAUUUUGUGGAGACGUUCUCCAGACGAGCCGAUUAAAGAGUAUAAGUUAAAUACCGUCACAUAUGGAGAAGCGAGCUCAUCUUACUUAGCGACUAAAUGUAUAUAUAGACUUGCGGAGUUGGGGGAAUGCGAGUACCCUGACGCUUCUAGAAUUUUACGCGACGAAAUAUAUGUAGAUGACAUCAUGACCGGUGCCGAGGAUGUCAGUAGCGCGAUUGUAUUGCAAAGGGAAAUCACGGAGUUGUUAAAAUCCGGAGGUUUUCAAGCUCAUAAGUGGUGCUCGAAUGCCACAGAAGUUCUAGCCCGAGUUUCUCAGGAUAACAACGAGACCAUUACGACACUUAGCAUCGAUAACAAGGACACAGUCAAGGCUCUCGGUUUAGAAUGGAAUCCAAGGGAAGAUACUUUCCAGUUUGCAAUGCGCGAACUCAAAGCGGUGAACACCAAGCGACAAAUGUUCUCUGCAAUCAGCAAGUUUUUCGAUCCGCUAGGAUUGGUAGGACCAAUCAUUACUCGAGCUAAAUUAUUCAUGCAAGAGACGUGGAAGAUAGAUUGUAACUGGGACGACCAGCUUCCCGACGAAUUGCUUCGCAGAUGGAAGAAGUUCAGCGACGAGUUGAUGGCUAUAGGAAGAUUACGAGUUCCACGAUGCGUCGUCGCUUGUGAUGAUGCACGACGAUUGAUCCUGCAUGGAUUUUGCGAUGCGUCCGAGCUCGCCUAUGGCGCCUGCAUAUAUAUGCAAGUUGAGAACUCUCAAGGAGAAUUCAGUUCGAGAGUGUUGUGCUCAAAAUCACGCAUAGCCCCGAUUAAAACAGUAUCAUUGCCUCGCUUAGAAUUGUGCGGCGCCGUCUUGUUGGCGCGAUUACUUGUCGUCGUUCGCACAGCUAUUCAAGUACCGAUUGAAAACGUACGAGCAUGGUCCGACUCUGAAAUCGUUCUGUAUUGGAUCAAGGGUGACCCAUCUCGUUGGAAACCGUUUGUAUGUAACAGGGUGUCCGAAAUCAUCGAAACCCUGCCAGCAAAACAUUGGAGUCACGUAAGCGGUAAGGAAAAUCCGGCUGAUGUGAUAUCCCGUGGCGCCAGUCCACGUCAACUCGAAAAUCUAGAAUUAUGGUGGGCGGGACCGCCAUGGCUGCUCACAGGAGAAAUAAGCUCCGACGACGAUUGCGGAGUGAAGCUACCAAUGGAGAAUCACGAGUCGAUUAUGAUGGAAAGGCGUAAGGCAAAACAAGCAUGCCAGAUCAUUGUUCAAGGACAACCAUGUAUUCAAAUGCUAUUAGAGAAUAUUUCUUCUCUAACUAAAAUCGAACGCGUACUCGCAUAUUGCAAGCGAUUUGCGUCAAACGCUCGAAAGAAAGCCUCCGAGCGAGCGGUAGGUCAAUUAUCAAUUACCGAGGUACGAAUGGCACACCGUAGCAUCAUCCAUCACGUACAGUCUAAAUAUUUUCACGAUUCGAUUUCCACAUUGAAGGCCAAUCAGUUUUUGAAAACAACAGACAAGCUUGCAGCAUUAGCUCCCUUUCUUGACGAACACGACAUACUCCGAGUGGGAGGUCGCUCGCAACGUACCAAUUGGAGUUUUGAGCGAAAACAUCCAAUACUAUUGCCGUCGAAUGACAGAUAA
This is a messenger RNA of Cyphomyrmex costatus, 2772 nucleotides long. RefSeq lists its product as uncharacterized. Bases 1 to 2772 code for a protein of 923 amino acids. The transcript has a single exon. The record is from RefSeq and is a predicted model, not a curated record. Lineage: Eukaryota; Metazoa; Arthropoda; Insecta; Hymenoptera; Formicidae.